GUAGAUUUGACCACUUCCCUCCUCAAAUCAGAGCGAUGGCCGUUGGUACAAUACAACACUAAAAUUUGGAAGAAUUGUCAUUUCUUUAUAAAAAUUAUUGUAUUUAGUCCAAAAUGGUAAGCCAUUGCCGUGAACGCCUCCUAUCUACCUCACUUGAUGACUGGUGAGUCAGUGACAAGUGACCUACCUACCCCUCUUGGCUCUUCCAUUGCAACUUCCUCUGCCCAUUUUCUUAUUCUUCACAUCUUCUCCCUCUCUAUUCUCAACUUUUAGUCCUCUCUCUCCUUCUCUCUCUAGCUGAGACCAGAGGUAGGAGGCAAUGAGACCUACCAGAGUACUGGCGGCUCUGUUCCUUGUGCUAGCUCUGUACUGUGGGCUAGACCCUUUCAAGCACAGUGCGAUUGUGGACUUCCCGGACUUCGAAGCCUAUAAGGUGGACAUGCCCUCUUGGUCCUCGGUUCCUACAGAGAGAGACCCCGAGAAUCUUCUGCAGAAAUCGGAGAUUAAAUUUCUGAACCAAGUGCAAGGCCCUGAGAGCGUCGCCUUUGACCCACUUGGCCGUGGACCUUACGCGGGUGUUGCUGAUGGCAGAGUCUUGUUCUGGAACGGCCAGUCUUGGACUGAUUUUGCCUAUACUUCGCCUCAUAGGUCAGAUAUAUGUAGUCCAAAGCCAUCACCUCUGAGUUACUUGAAGAAUGAGCACAUCUGUGGAAGACCUUUGGGGCUUCGCUUUGACAAGAAAACUGGUGAUUUAUACAUUGCAGAUGCAUAUUUUGGGCUGUUGAAGGUGGGGCCAGAAGGUGGUUUGGCAACUCCACUAACAACUGAGGCAGAAGGGGUGCCAUUAAGAUUUACUAAUGAUCUAGACAUUGAUGAAGAAGGGAAUGUUUAUUUUACAGAUAGUAGCACCACAUACCAGAGGAGGAACUUCAUGCAGUUGGUUUUCUCUGCGGAGGAUACUGGGAGGGUCCUAAAAUACAACCCAACCACAAAGGAGACCACUGUUCUUGAGAAGAAUCUCCAAUUCCCAAAUGGUUUGUCUCUAAGCAAGGAUGGUUCCUUCUUUGUUUUUUGCGAAGGAUCCAUAGGCAGAUUACGCAAGUAUUGGUUGAAAGGUGAAAAAGCAGGAACUUCAGAAGUAUUUGCCGUGCUGCCUGGAUUUCCUGACAACAUCAGAACUAAUGAAAAUGGUGACUUUUGGGUAGCAGUCCAUUGUCGCCGGAAUAUGUACACUCAUCUCUGUGCUUUAUUCCCUCAAAUAAGGAAAUUCCUACUCAAGCUUCCAAUUUCAGCAAAGAUUCAGUUCCUGAUUCACAUUGGGGGCCGACCCCAUGCAGUCGUUGUGAAGUACAGCCCAGAGGGCAAGAUUUUGCAGAUAUUGGAAGAUAGUCAGGGUAAGGUUGUUAAAGCUGUCAGUGAAGUGGAAGAAAAGGAUGGAAAAUUAUGGAUGGGGAGUGUUCUGAUGCCCUUCAUUGCAGUCUACAACUUAGCUUGAGGUAAAAGAGUCAGUUUACCUAGUACUAUUAGAAUGUUAGAGGUUUCUUCAACCUCUCAUUCCCUCCCUCAUUUCUUCUCUAUAAUUUUCCUACUUUAAAAAUGUUGAGGGCUGGGAUUGUCGCGUCGUGCAUCUCCGUUGUAGGUGUUUCCAAAAUGUAUGCUUUAACUUUGUAAUGACCUCGUUUCUAAUUAUACAGGGGUUAAUUUGCUUCAUCA
Molecule: messenger RNA, 1713 nt
Organism: Prunus dulcis (almond)
Lineage: Eukaryota; Viridiplantae; Streptophyta; Magnoliopsida; Rosales; Rosaceae
Product: protein STRICTOSIDINE SYNTHASE-LIKE 3-like
Exons: 4
Coding region: 320-1495 (391 amino acids)
Biological process (GO): biosynthetic process
Molecular function (GO): strictosidine synthase activity
Source: RefSeq, a predicted model, not a curated record